This is a messenger RNA of Geodia barretti, 402 nucleotides long. The record is from the annotation of a GenBank genome assembly. NCBI's taxonomy places the organism in Eukaryota, Metazoa, Porifera, Demospongiae, Tetractinellida, Geodiidae.
AUGGGCGAAUUCUAUGUUGACAUCGAUGUUUGUUCCAAAAGCGGUGCAGGCGCCAAACCUCUGCGGGUAAAAGUCAAUACCGGGGCCAAAUACACCGUCCUGCCAAGCGGCUUGCUGCGCAAGUUAGGUUGGGAGCCGGAACCGGCAGAACCUAUGCCCUGGGGAUGGCCGAUCGAGUUGUUUUAUGAUGUAGAUCCCGAGGCGCAUAAACUGACCCCUCUCCCCGACGUGAAAGUGGGCGAGGUCAAGUUGCGCAUUGGCGAUCAAGAUUACCCCCACAGCGUCAUUUAUGGUGCGGAUGAUAGCCAGCCGGUACUGGGCAGUUGGACGGUUCGCGGGUUCGUCUUCGAUGCCGACGAACCGAACCAGCGCGUCAUCCCCAGCCAGUUAAUCUACCGCUGA